Cokeromyces recurvatus is the source of this 2443-nucleotide messenger RNA. RefSeq names its product Vps51/Vps67-domain-containing protein. The record is from RefSeq and is a predicted model, not a curated record. Lineage: Eukaryota; Fungi; Mucoromycota; Mucoromycetes; Mucorales; Mucoraceae. Gene Ontology annotation, biological process: retrograde transport, endosome to Golgi; endocytic recycling; lysosomal transport. Gene Ontology annotation, cellular component: GARP complex; membrane; EARP complex. The coding region runs from base 22 to 2394 and encodes 790 amino acids. The transcript has 10 exons.
AAAAAAAAAAAAAAAAAAAAAAUGGAAAAUGCACCGACUUUGAUGAAACGUCAACCAAAGCCUCGAGAAAGAAAUAGCUUAUUAAAAAAAUAUUAUGGAAUUAAAGACGCCUCAAAUAGUACACCUGCUCAGCAAGAAGAAAGUUCAAGGCCAUUUGAUUUAGAUGCGCCAUCGUUUAAUUUAAAUAAAUAUUUUGCCAAACUAUUAAAAGAAAAAACACUUCAGGGCUUAAUGGAAAAAGAUAAUUGUUUAGUUGGAGAAAUUAGAGAAAUUGAUGGCGACAUGAAAACCUUGGUUUACGAAAACUACAAUAAAUUUAUAAGCGCAACAGAUACAAUUAGAAAGAUGAAAUCAAAUGUUGAUAGUAUGGAAUCUGAAAUGACUCGACUAAAUGAAAACAUCAAGAACAUUUCUGAAAAAUCCAAAAUCAUUAAUCAAGAAUUAGGACCUAAUCUUCAAAAAAUUCAACAACUAUCUAAAGUUCAUAAUUCAUUAAAACGACUUCAAUUUAUUUUCGAAUUACCUAAUCGAUUGCAACAUUGUCUGAAUAAGGGUAAAUAUGGUAAUGCUGUCAAAUAUUAUUCAAAAGCAAGUCGAAUUCUGAAUCAUUACCAACAUAUGGCUGCAUUUAAGGGUAUUGAAAUGGAUUGUCAUGAUAUUAUGGAAAAAGUGAAAACCAAUAUUUGGGAAAGCUUAGCAAAUCCAGAUAACGUUACAUUCCAAAAUAUUGCAGAAAAUAUAAAAUUGCUUGUGUUACUAGGAAAAGAUAAUGUUCAAGAAUUAUGGAAACAAUAUAUCCAAAUACAACUCAAAGUAUUUCAGAGAAUAGAAAGAGAGAGCCCUGAGCCAUGUUGUGUUCAAGAUCUGAUUCCUACAUAUAUAAAGCCUUUAGAAUAUAUUGUUCAUCAUUUCGAAGAUAUAUUUCUUAUAGGACAAUUAGAAGAAAGUAUAGAUUAUGAUAACAAUUCAAAAAAAUGCCUAUUAAAUGCAAAGGAAAAAGAAGAAGCGAAAAAUGAUCUACUUACAGAAAUCAAUCCAUAUAUUGACAAAUUUUUCGAAUUAACUUCUGAAUUUAUUGAGCUACCAUUGAAUAUUUCUUUGAAGACUCCGUUGAAACAAGUUGAACACCUUAAUGAACUAAAAUCAGCUUUAUUUGAAUAUGCUUCUUCUUUAAUAUCCAUUGCUAAAAUAGAUGAGCGUAUGACACUACAUAUUGCUGAAUGGGAAAAUGACCUUAUUAAUAAUUUAUUAAGCUCUUCACUACCAGGCUUAAAAGAGAGUAUAAAUAAAUUUAUCAAUUCAUUACAAGAAACAAAUCAAAAUGAGUUUGAUAUAAGUGGAAUUGCAGCAUUUAUCCAAGAUACCCAUGCCUGGCUUAUAAAUUACUUAAUAGAAUCAUGUUUGCUACCUCUCAAAGAUUGUCUCGAUAUUUCUAAUAAAAAAAGCUUAGCCCGUAUUCAAGCUGGAAUUAAAGCUGUUUGGCAAAAAUUAGCUAAUAAAUUUGAGAACGUAGAUAAAACUUCAAACUUAAACAGUUCUUCAUUACAAAUUUUGGUUUUAGUAUGUUCCCGUUUAUGUUAUGAUUUAGCUGAUAAUGGCAUCUUUCAAUUAUAUUCAGUGUUUUCUGCCAAAUUCUGUAAACAACAAGACAAGCAAACAUAUUCAUUCUCUGAUGUAGAGACCAAUAUUGAUCCUUGUAUAAUAUCCGAUAUGAAUGAGAUGAUAGACUAUUACUUGAACACGGGUCAAACACUUUUGAAUAAGCAAGUAAUGCAAGAAGGAUAUGAGCUAUCAAACCGAAUUCAAGAAGCCUAUUUCAUACCAAUACCAUUAUCAAUACCACCUAUACGUCAAGUAUCAACUAUUUGGUUCUUUAUUCAUCAACGUAUUAAUUACAUAGAGCGCUUAAUGGAAGCCAUCUACCCUCAAUCUCGACGUUCCAUUGAUAGCACUGUAUCAAACUCAGAAUAUCCGUAUGGGACUCAGAAAUUUCUUCCAUCCUCUCACAGUUUAGCCUCUUUAUCAUCCGAUACACAUUCUAAUAAGCCUUCAAGGAAUGAUAUGCAUAUCAUGAACAACAUUGAUAAGUUAUUUGCCGAACGUAUUGAUGUCUAUCGAAAAGUUGAGCCAACACCUAUAGGCGUAUAUACUGGAUUAAUCUUGAUUAUUCUUAAAACAUUUUUAGAAGUAACAAGAGAAAUGCAGAUAGAUACAGCUCAUUAUCAACAAAUUCAAGUAGAUGUAGCAUAUAUAAAACGUAUGAUAUGGUCUCAUGUAGGAGAUGAAAAAUGGAUAACAACCAUGUUACAUGAGAUUCUAUCAAGUGUAACAAGAUGUGCUUCCCCUAUAAGUAUGAGUCAAGAAGAAUUAACAUCAAUAUUAUCCUCUCAAUAGCUUUUAAGAGCAAUAUUAGUUACUGAAAAUAAAAUAAAAUAAAAUAAAA